AUGCCUCUUCUUGCCCUACCGAGAGAGCUGCAGCUUGAGAUUGUCGAGCGCCUCGACUACGAAUCAACAGUCUCUCUCAGCACCACGAAUCAGCAUUUCCGUGAACUCAUCACCUUGAAGCACUUCAGGCAAGCAGCACCCUACAUAUCCGACAAGGUCAAAGAGGCACGGCGUACCAAAUGUACCGCGUUCUGUCACAAUUGUGGAAGGGUCCACCAAUCCUGCCACUUCUUAAAAGCGAAAUAUCGUCGGAUCAACGGUUACAUGGCCACCCUUCCGUGUCUUCAGACGAAGAUGGCAAGCAAUCUGGCAGCAGGCAUGGUCUACCAUUAUUCUGUUCUUUUGACUUACCAUACUCGGUCCCGCAAGCGAACAGGCCUGUGCAUAGCGGAGGGUGAAGAUGUCGGACCUCCAUUUCAUGCCUUACCUUUGGAAUCCCGCUUCGACGCUGCCGCUCAUCUCGCCUUCAUCGCUGAAAAUUCCGAGCCCUAA
Molecule: messenger RNA, 492 nt
Organism: Endocarpon pusillum Z07020
Lineage: Eukaryota; Fungi; Ascomycota; Eurotiomycetes; Verrucariales; Verrucariaceae
Exons: 3
Coding region: 1-492 (163 amino acids)
Molecular function (GO): protein binding
Source: RefSeq, a predicted model, not a curated record